Molecule: messenger RNA, 1176 nt
Organism: Chenopodium quinoa (quinoa)
Lineage: Eukaryota; Viridiplantae; Streptophyta; Magnoliopsida; Caryophyllales; Amaranthaceae
Product: protein YIF1B-A-like
Exons: 5
Coding region: 122-928 (268 amino acids)
Biological process (GO): endoplasmic reticulum to Golgi vesicle-mediated transport
Cellular component (GO): endoplasmic reticulum-Golgi intermediate compartment; endoplasmic reticulum membrane; Golgi membrane
Source: RefSeq, a predicted model, not a curated record
UUGACAUUCCGGCCUCACCUUCGCCCGACUCUCCAUCUCUCUUACAUGCUGCUAGCCGACCGCCGCUUCCCCCGCCGGAAAUUCCAGGUUUCUGGGAUUCCUCUUCAUUUAGAUAAUCAAUAUGUACAAUAAUGUGGGAGCUCAGCCUGGGGGUCAAGAAACUUCUUUUCCUCAAGCUAUUCCAUUUGGUAAUGCAUUCUCUGGGGCAACUUCUGGGUUGAUUAGUAGCGGAUUGAGUGCAUACGGGGAGAAAAUAUUCGGUUCGAGUUCUGAGUAUGUGCAAAGCAAUAUAAGUAGGUAUUUUGCUGACCCCCAAUAUUAUUUCCAAGUGAAUGAUGACUAUGUGAGGAACAAGUUAAAGAUUGUUCUGGCUCCUUUUCUGCAUCGGGGACACUGGACAAGGAUAACUGAGCCUUUGGCAGGCAAAAUUUCCUACAAACCCCCAAUCUAUGACAUUAACGCACCAGAUCUGUACAUUCCUAUGAUGGCCUUUCUUUCCUACGUUGUGCUUGCUGGUUUUUCCCUGGGACUGAGUGGAAAGUUUAACCCAGAGACGGUGAAUUGGCUGCUUAUGAAAGGAUUGGUAGGCUGGAUUUUUCAGGUUGUAGGUCUCAAAGUGUCAUUAAUGUCACUCAGCAUUGGGGAAACACCAUUGUUAGAUAUUGUGGCAUACGCUGGUUAUGCAUUUACGGGUAUAUCUCUGGCGCUUUUUGGGAAACUAUUCUGGAGACAUUCUUAUUAUAUAGUGUUACUCCUGAGCUGCCUUAGCAUGGGAAUCUUCUUAGUGAAGACGAUGAAGAGAGUUUUGUAUGCAGAGGUGAGGAGUCACAACUCAGGCAAGCAUCAUGUUCUUUUGCUCUUUAUUACAUUAGCUCAGUUUCCGCUCUUCUUGUGGCUUGGCAACAUUACCAUCAACUGGAUAUUUUAGAGAACCCCAACCCCUCCCCCCCCCCCCCCAACAAAAAAAAUAAAUAAAUUAAUUAAAAAAAAUCCCUUUGCUUCCUGUAUAGGCGUAGGUGCAUACUAACUCCUUGUGAAGUCACGGAACUCAACAGGUACUAUAGGAGAGAUUUAUUCAUUGUCUGUAAAAUUUAAACUUUUAGCUUCUAAUGUCCUAACAUCGAUUUGAUUUGUGAUCCAUAUUAAAGUUAAAUAGUUACCUUUUUUUUUAAGGAA